Cataglyphis hispanica is the source of this 5575-nucleotide messenger RNA. RefSeq names its product DNA-directed RNA polymerase I subunit RPA1-like. The record is from RefSeq and is a predicted model, not a curated record. Gene Ontology annotation, cellular component: RNA polymerase I complex. NCBI's taxonomy places the organism in Eukaryota, Metazoa, Arthropoda, Insecta, Hymenoptera, Formicidae. Gene Ontology annotation, biological process: DNA-templated transcription. The transcript has 6 exons. Gene Ontology annotation, molecular function: DNA binding; DNA-directed RNA polymerase activity.
UAGGCCUUAAGGAUAGAGCACGUAAGACAUGAUGCCCGAACCCAAGCUAAACUAUCCAAAGUGGUUGUUGUUACAAGUUGGUAAUAAGUUAAGCGAGCAAAUGCUAAGUAUAAAUAAAAAUUUAUGAAAGCCAAAUAUUAAGAUGAAGUAUUAUAAGCAACGUCUAACACCAAAACAUCAAGAUUUUCAGCAUUUAUCAUUCUCAGUGUUCACAGCAAAUGAUAUAAGAAAUUUAAGUGUAACAAAAAUUGGGAUACCUCGUUCUUUUGACGUUCUCGGAUAUCCACUAGAGUAUGGAUUAUAUGAUCCAUUUUUAGGCACAACAAGAAGUAAUUUUGAAGAAUUUUGUAACACAUGUAAAUAUAAUAGCUCCAAGUGUCCAGGUCACUUUGGACACAUAGAAUUGCCAGUACCUGUUGUCAAUCCAUUAUUUCACAAAGGAUUAUCCACAUUGUUCAAACUGUCAUGCUUCAACUGUUUUACUUUUCAAAUACCAUCAUAUAUGAAGACGUUAUUGUCUGCAAGAUUAAAGUUGCUUUAUCAAGGACAACUUGCUGAUCUUGAAGCUUUAGAUCAAGAAAUCAAUUAUGUAAAAUUGAGUGUUCCAAAAAUAGAAGAACAAACUGAGUAUAUUUGUGAAGUAAUCGAUGUUUACAUGCAAAACUUUUCCAAUAGAACCAGAUUCAGUCAGCCUAUGACUGAGAAUCAUGAGCAUAAAAGUAACAUAAAGAAUGCUAAUAUACAGUGGCAUACCUAUGUUGAGAAUAUACUUAAACAAUAUGUCAGGAACAAAGUUGGGAUAUGCAUUAAUUGUAACAAUGCUUUACCGAAAAUUACGACGUUGCAAAAUAAAAUAAUGAUAAGCAAUGAAGGAGCCCCUAAGGAAAUAUUGUCACAUGAAGUGAUUCAUAAAUUGGAUAAAGUAAUGAUUAUGCCAGAUCAAUCUAAGGAAUAUAUGCGACAAUUAUGGAAUAAUGAAAAGGAUUUUCUUCAGAUAAUGAUACCCUGCUUAGAAUUAGUGGAUAUUGAAUAUCCAACUGAUAUAUUCUUUCUUGAAGUAGUAUCCGUGCUACCACCCAUUGUGCGACCAGUAAAUUUUGUUAAUGACCAAAUGAUCGAACAUCCUCAAACUCAAACCUAUAAAACAAUUAUACGUGAUUGUUUGGGCUUAAGAAAUAUUAUACAAACAAUUCAAGAUGGAGGUACCGAUCACUUACCUCAGGAGAGUCGACUUGUUUUUGAACAAAUAAGAGGACAUACAGCGGUCGAAAAAUUACACAAUGCCUGGCAAACAUUACAAAGCAAUGUUGAUCAUCUGAUGGAUCGUGACAUAAAUAGGACACCGGAAUCUAUCAAUGGUCUAGGCUUGAAGCAAAUUCUCGAAAAAAAAGAAGGUAUCAUUAGAAAGCACAUGAUGGGUAAAAGAGUGGAUUUUGCCGCGCGUUCGGUCAUUACUCCAGGUCCUGACUUGAAUAUCGAUGAAAUUGGCAUUCCCGAAGCUUUCGCACGAAAAUUAACAUAUCCUACAGCUGUGACACCAUGGAAUGUCGUUGAAUUGCGACGAUUAGUUUUAAAUGGACCCAAUGUUCAUCCUGGGGCGGUUAUGAUAGAAAAUGAAGAUGGAUCAAUACAAGCCAUUCACAUUAACGAUUCUAUGCAAAGAGAAGCUAUUGCAAAACGUCUUUUAACGAUAAGCGACAAAACCAACGAAUUCAAUGGCGUUAAAAUAGUACAUCGACACCUUCAAAACGGCGAUAUAUUAUUAUUAAAUAGGCAACCGACGUUACAUAAACCGAGUAUAAUGGCUCAUAAGGCGCGUAUUCUUAAAGGAGAAAAAACAUUGCAUCUUUAUUAUGCAAAUUGUAAGGCAUAUAAUGCAGAUUACGAUGGAGAUGAACUCAACGUUCAUUUUCCACAAAACGAACUAGCUAGAAGUGAAAGUUAUAAUAUAGCUAACGUAAGCAAUCAAUAUCUCGUACCAAAAGAUGGAACUCCAUUAAGUGGUCUUAUACAAGAUUAUAUAAUAUCCGGGGUACAAUUAACAACUAGAGGUCGAUUUUUCUCAAAAACUCAUUAUAUGCAAUUAGUUUACGCCGCACUUUCAAUGGUACAAGAAGAUGUAACCCUCUUACCACCAACUAUUAUUAAACCAAAACGUCUAUGGUCGGGUAAACAAAUUAUUUCAACCAUUAUAAUUAAUAUUAUUCCUUCGCACAAGGCACGAAUUAAUCUAAUCUCUAAUACAAAAAUUAAUGUAAAAGAAUGGCAAGUAGAAGCACCACGACCUUGGAAAUGUGAAACAGAAUUUAAAAAUCCAAUAACUAUGUCGGAAGCUGAAGUUGUAAUUCGGCACGGAGAAUUACUAUGCGGAGUUCUUGAUAAAAUGCAUUGUGGUGCAACUUCUUACGGUCUUAUUCAUUGUAUUUAUGAGUUAUAUGGGGAAACGUAUGCAACUAAAAUGUUGAGCGCAUUUGCUAAAUUGUUCCAAACGUUUCUGCAAUACAAUGGAUUUACUCUGGGUGUCGAAGAUAUUCUAAUAAAUCGUGGAAUCGAUGAGAAACGUAAAGAAAUAAUUUCUAAUUGCCAGAAAGUUGGAGAAGAUAUACAAAAAUCUGUCGUAAAAAUACCUGAUAAUAUAUCUGCGAAUGAACUUAAAAACAAGAUAGAAGAAUCUUAUUGGGAUAAUCCGAAAUUUCGCGCACAAGUCGAUCAUAAAUACAAGAGUGUAUUAGAUGUUUACACUAACGAUAUAAAUAAAACGUGUCUACAGAUAGGACUUUUUAAAAAAUUUCCAAAUAAUAACUUACAACUUAUGGUGCAAUCAGGAGCAAAGGGAUCCAUGAUUAAUACUAUGCAAAUAUCGUGUUUGCUUGGCCAAAGCGAAUUGGAAGGUAAAAGGCCGCCAUUAAUGAUCAGUGGGAAAAGUUUAGUAAGUUUCUCAGCGUAUGAUCCGACACCUAGAGCUGGUGGUUUCAUCGAUAAUAGAUUUAUGACCGGUAUUAAAUCUUAGGAAUGUUUUUUCCAUUGCAUGGCAGGACGCGAAGGUCUUGUUGACACGGCGGUAAAAACUAGUAGAUCCGGAUACUUGCAGAGAUGUCUUGUGAAACAUCUGGAAGGAUUGGUUGUCGGUUACGAUGCGACAGUCAGAGACUAUGAUGGUAGUUUAAUUCAAUUUUAUUACGGAGAAGAUGGCCUUGAUGUACCAGGUUCGCAAUUCUUAAGAAAAGAACAAAUCCCAUUUCUAGUCGAUAAUAAAGAUGCUAUUAUAGACGCAAAAUUAUUAGAAUACCUAAAAACAGAUAAUAAAGAGAUUGCAAAAAUGAUAAAAAAGAUCAAAAAAUGGGAAAAUAAAAAUGGUUCUUCUUUACAAAAGAAAAGAAUUAGUGAAUUUACCAAAUUCUGUAUUGAGAAUCAGAAUAAUAGCUUAAAAAGAAAAAGCAUCGAUAGUCAUAGUGGAAGGAGUAAAGCCGCAUUAUCGCUUAUACGAAAAUGGAUAAGAGCAACGGAAGAAGUGAAAGAGACAUUUCGUGCACAAAGUGCUAAAUGUCCUGAUACAGUAACAUCAAAAUAUAGGCAAGAUGUUGAAUUCGGUGUAUUACCAGAACGAAUAGAAGGCUUAAUAGACGAAUAUCUUUCUCACUCUUCGAAGAUUAGAAAAUCUAAUUUAAGAGAUUUGUUAUCUAUCAAAGUUAUAAAAACGAUUUGUCCACCUGGUGAACCAGUUGGUUUGUUAGCAGCGCAAUCUAUAGGUGAACCAUCCACUCAAAUGACUUUGAAUACAUUUCAUUUUGCUGGACGUGGUGAUAUGAAUAUGACUCUAGGUAUUCCUAGAUUACGUGAGAUCUUAAUGUUGGCGACGAAAAAUAUAAAAACUCCAAGUGUGGAAAUACCCUUUCAAAACAAUCUGCAAAAUCUUGAGAAGCAAGCAAAGAAGCUGAGAUUAAAAUUAACAAAAUGUGUUCUGCGUGAUGUAUUGAAGGAUAUCACGAUAAGUAGAAGAAUGGAAGAGGGUCCACCACGAAGAUUAGUGCACACUAUAACCAUCGAAUAUCUUCCUUACAAAUCUUAUAAAGGAGAGUUUUCUAUUCGCCCACAGGAUGUGAUUAAAUGCACCGAGGAAAAGUUUUUUCAGAAUAUAUUUGUAGAAAUCCGAAAACUCACCAAAGCAAGAAAAGUUUUAUUACAUUUCGAAGGAGAGAAAAAACGGGCGAACGACGAAGAUGCAAUAAUAGAUCAAUUUGAUCCUGAUGACACAAUGCCGGAAAAUCCUGGAAGAAGAAUGAAGAUGGAUUUAGGAGAGAUGCAUGAAUCAUCCGAUGAGGAAGAAGUUGCGGAGGAUGCUGAUGCGACAAUGAGUAGGUCACUAUCGCGUCAUCAAGAAAAUCAAGAAUAUGAAGGUUCAGAAGAAGAAGAAGAAGUGGAAGAUGGUAUAAACGACAAGGAGGAAGAAGCAAAUAAUAAUAAUAAUACAAAUAAAAACUCAGAGAACAAGGAAGAUAAUGAAGAAAAUGAUGACUAUACUAGAGAAAGAUUAAAUAAUAAUAGGAAAAAUGACACAUAUUCUAACAUAAAAAAAUACGUCAUAGAUAGGUACGAGCAUGCUACCGAUUAUGAUUAUGACGAAAGUAAAUUAUCAUGGUGCAAAUUUACAUUUUGGUUACUACUUAAAAUGAUCAAAUUAGAUUUGCCGACAAUAAUUAAAAAUGCUGCAGAGAAAACAGUUUUAUGGGAAAUACCAUAUAUCAAGAAAGCUUUUACUUUCCAAAAUAGUGAAAAUGAAACAAUUCUCAAAACAGAUGGUUUAUUUAAACGAAAUAUAAAAGAAUUGUACAAAUAUGAUAACAUACUUAAUUUAAAUAGACUAUAUUGCAAUGACAUUCACAAUAUUUCUCAAACAUAUGGAAUUGAAGCUGCGAAUAAAGUUAUUGUGAGAGAAGUUAGGGAUGUCUUCAAAAUGUAUGGUAUUACUGUAGACUUUAGGCAUCUAGCCUUAAUCGCCGAUUAUAUGACGUUUGAUGGGACAUUUCAACCACUUAGUCGGAAAGGAAUGGAAAAUUCCGCUUCACCAUUACAGCAAAUAAGUUUUGAAAGCUCGCUAGGUUUUUUGAAAAGUGCGACAUUGCAAGGAAAAAAGGAUGAUAUAUCAUCACCAUCAAGUAGAUUGAUGUUUGGACAACCAUGCAAAGCUGGUACUGGAGCAUUUUCUGUAUUGCCAUUGUUAUAGAGAAUGGAUAGAGAACAUUCUAUUAUGGUUGAGCUCAUGACCGUCAAGGGAAUAGCCAACACCUAACUCUUAUAUUGCGACAAGUUUUAUGAAGUACUGGGAAACACAAUCAUCAUUAAUGAAAAUAGUACAAAAAAAAGAUUUUUGCAAUAAAAAAAAUAUAUGAUUUUAAAAUAAAAAAUUUUUUUUAUCAUUAUAUAAAAUUAAAGUAAAAAUGAUAUUGUAAAAGUGCAAAAAAAGCAGUCAUCAUUAUUAAAUUUUUGAAUAUGUAAUAAAAUUAUUGUUAUUUUUAAUAAAAUUACAAUUCCACGAGAAAAUAUAGUUCCAAAAAGAUAUAGUUUUAAUACACAA